UCAUCAUAUCUCCUUUGCUGUCAUUCAUCAUCAAUAAGAAUCUGGUUUCUUCACUGGAACAGGUCUGAGUCAGAGGUAGAUUCUUAGAAAAACACCUUUCUUGCUAAUUUUCAGUUUGUAAAGAAUCUUAGUAGAGUGACCAGCACUUGAAAUUCCACAGUGCUAAGGAGAAAUGGAAGAUCAAGAUACGAAAGCUACCAACGGCUCCCUCUAUGAAGAAAACGGCAGCCCUGUUAAACCGGAUCUUGCAAACUCAAGUGUCAAUGAUGAGAACCAGAAGGUACUCAUCAAUAGUCCUGGCCCAGAACAAGGAGGCGUGAAGCCAUCAUUAUUAAAAACCAGCCCUGCAAUAGGGAGUGUUAAAAUUAGCAGGCUGAGUCUUUUUAGUUCAUCAGAUUCGCAGACACCCAACAGUCCUGGUCCUGAGAAUUCAGAAGCUCGAAGAUCUAUUCGUGGAAGUGUGGGAUCUAUGGAUAACGAUGAUGUCCUCUGCGAUUCUUGCAUCGACGACAAGAAAAAAGCUGUCAAGUCCUGCUUGGUCUGCCAGACAUCUUUCUGUGAACCUCACCUGAAGCCCCAUCUGGAGGGGGCUGCAUUUCGGGACCAUAAGCUACUGGAUCCCAUCAGAGACUUUGAAGCUCGAAAAUGCCCACUGCACAGCAAAACGAUGGAGCUGUUUUGUCAAACAGACCAGACAUGCAUCUGUUAUCUGUGCAUGUUCCAAGAACACAAGAAUCAUAACACAGUGACAGUGGAGGCUGAAAAAUAUGUCAAGGAGACAGAACUAUCUGAGAUACAGGAGCAGCUCCAUCUCCAGUUGCUUGAUGUGGAUGAUGAAGUGGAGAGAUGGCAGAAGGAGAAAGAUCGCAUUAGGAAUUUUACAGCCAAUCAAAAAUCGGCUGUGGACCACAGCUUCAAGGAUCUUAUAAAAGAAUUGCAGAGACAGCAAGAGGAAGUAAAAACCAGUUUAGAGCAUAAAGAACGUGCAGCUGUUGACCUCAUUGAGCAAGUUGUAAAUGACUUAAAAGUGAAAAAAGAGCAACUUCAAGACAAGCAACAUGAUGGAGAUAAACUGUUACAUACUACUGAUGCAGUGCUCUUCUUACAGGAAUUCCAAAUAGUAAUAAGAAAUGCUCCUCCAAUACCACCACUGCCUACUUAUACAGUGACACUGGAAGCAGAAAAGCUGACUCAAGCUAUGGGAACUUUAAGAGAAGAACUGUUGGGACACUGCAAGAAGAGUGUGGAGAAAUACUGCAAAAUGGAGGCUCAAAAAAAUCUUGUUGAAAGGAAUGUGGAGAACAGAUACAUGAUGAAGGAUCAUUCAACUAACUGGACACCACCAAAUGAAGCAUACGGAAGGUUCAGCUCUCUCUUUAAUGCGAAAGCUGGGGGACGACAAUCCUAUCAGCCCUCUUCAUUAGCUGACAGCCCUUCUGCAAGCAUGAACAGUCUCUAUGGGGCCAAAGGAUCACACAGGAUGUACGACAAUUCCUUUACGAGCCAAGAGGAUACUCCCAGUUUCUCAUCUUCAAACUAUUCUCAGAAAGUCACCAGCCAAGUUCCAUCCUUCCAAUAUGCAUCUACUGUGACAACCACAGAGUCUGCUAAUCAGCAAGAAAACAGUCCCUAUAACAUGAAUGUGUAUCCAAUGAUGACAAGGCACCAGCCAGCAAAAGCUUUGCCACAAACUUGGAAAUCCUCAAAGCAGAGUCUGUUGACUCAGCAACGCCCUUUCUAUGUGAACAAGGGAAAUACCACUAACACCGAAUCCCCAUGAAUCCCUGGGACCAAGCUCUAAGAUUACGUACCAAAGCUAUAGAUAUGUGGGCAGAAAGAGGGUGGGGAUCUGUGCUUAAUUCCUUCACUGCUGUUGUAGUGAAUGUGUUGUGACUAGAUUUGGCUGGGAGGAAGAAAACUGGUUUUAGUCUAGCCAAGGGCAACAACUGCUAACUGGAAUUCCAGGGUGGGUCUAGCAAGAAUGAACCUUUAUCUAUGUUUCUCAAGUUAACCCUUUUUUGAUGUAGAAAGUUUUAUGCUAUUACUGACUAAAUGUUACUAUUAUAAUAACUAAAGUCUAGAAUAUUGAGGAAAAGAGAACUGCAGGGAUAUGUUCAUCAAUAAAUACAUUUGAAAAGCUA
Molecule: messenger RNA, 2141 nt
Organism: Rana temporaria (common frog)
Lineage: Eukaryota; Metazoa; Chordata; Amphibia; Anura; Ranidae
Gene: TRIM29
Product: tripartite motif containing 29
Exons: 10
Coding region: 173-1780 (535 amino acids)
Molecular function (GO): zinc ion binding
Source: RefSeq, a predicted model, not a curated record